This is a messenger RNA of Saccostrea cuccullata (small rock oyster), 2951 nucleotides long. Its product is annotated as neural cell adhesion molecule 2-like. Lineage: Eukaryota; Metazoa; Mollusca; Bivalvia; Ostreida; Ostreidae. Gene Ontology annotation, biological process: cell-cell adhesion. Bases 121 to 2376 code for a protein of 751 amino acids. The transcript has 21 exons. Gene Ontology annotation, cellular component: plasma membrane; cell-cell junction. The record is from RefSeq and is a predicted model, not a curated record. Gene Ontology annotation, molecular function: cell adhesion molecule binding.
AGGAGGUUCAUCUUUUGUUGCUACAGAAGUAUUUCCUGUUUGUGUUUUAUAAGGACCGGGACGAACUCUCUGCUUUUAUUGUGUUAUCUUCUACCCGCAGGUCAGCUGAUUUGGGUCAGGAUGAUUCUUACCAAAAUCUUUUUGAUCUUCUUGACCCUGGAUAGCGCACAACUGUCAAUCAUUGUAAAUCCUUCACCAGUUGCAAAUGUGACAUAUGGAAACCCUUUAUCCUUCCAAUGUAUAUUUCCACCGAAUUGGGCAUCGGGUAGUCUGAAUAUUCCUGGAGAAAUGGGCUUCAAAUUUGCCAUAUUUAAAGGUGCAUGUUUAGUUCCCUCGGAUAAGCAGGCCGAUUACAGCGUAAGCUGUGAUGGAGACACAAUAACUUUUGGUAUACAGCGACCUUCAGAUGGGCAAAUAUGGCGCUGCACUUCUAGUGAUGCCAACAAUUUCAAUGAACAUGGCACAGUAACAGUCAGUCUGCAACCGGAUCCACCGGUUAUAACGCUCCAAAACACAGCAUACAGAAUCAGAGAAGGUUCCAACUUAACAAUUCCGUGCACAUUCAGUGGUGCACCCAUAUACAAUGUCACAUGGGAACAUGACACUGGCGUAAUACACUGGUCAAAUAAUAACAAUCCAUUGUUAUUGAGUUUCAACAACAUUUCUAGAUCAGCUUCAGGACAUUAUACCUGUAACGUUGCUGUUAUCUUUAAGGGAAAUUAUACCGCCUCGAAAACAGUCAACCUUGUCGUGGAGUAUCCACCCACACUUAAAUCAAGCAACGACACCACCACGAAUGAAGGAGGAGGUAUUAUAACUUUUACUUGCGAUAUCUCCUUGGAUGGAAUUCCAAGAAAUUAUAGUGCACUAUAUUGGCAACACUGGAUAGGAAACAAGAUGAUUAGAGAAUUACAUUCCGACAACUUUCCUAACCCCUCCAGCAAAAGAUAUACUUUAACUUUGACAUCGGUUACAUAUAAUGACACCGGACGCUAUGUAUGUUUGUUGGGAAAUGGUAUCGCUAAUUUAAAAGGAGAAAUAAAUCAAACUGCAAACGUAGAUCUGGUUGUUCAAGCGAAACCAAGGAUCCUUCAAACAAAACCUGAGUAUCAUUGCAAAGUUGGAAAGAAUUUUAGUUUACAAUUCGAAAUUAUCGGAAAUCCAGCUUUUCAUUCUUUAAUUGUCAACGAGGGGGAAGCUACUAAUCGGUUUAGAAAAGUAGAGACAAAACGCCCAGUUGCUGUUAACAUUUAUAACACAGUUGUCCACAUGGAUGGAACGAUUGUGAAAAUGGAUUUCGAUCAAAUAAAGAGCAAGUUCAGAACAACCUACCAGUUAAUUGCAGAAAAUCUAAUGGGGAAAGCAACACACCCCUUUGUGAUUGAGGGACAUGAUUUUCCAAGUGAACCUUUCCAUAUUCAUUUUAAAGAAUUUGAAUCUUCUGCUUUACUUGAGUGGUCUGCCCUUACUCCAGAUUUGGACAUGACGUAUGAAGUUAUUGUAAAGUCCCCAAGAGAAGUCGAUGUUGAACGCAUUGAAGGAAAUAAUUCUGAAGUUUAUACACACAAGUUGACACAUUUGGAUUUAAAGUCUAUUUACAUUCUUCAGCUGUGUACAACGAACGCGAUUGGUAAAAAUUGUAGUUCAACAUUUAAAAUGAAAAUGGGUGAAAUACAAUCAACAUCCCUUAAAGUUUCAGCCAAUGAAAUGUCGCUGUCAGAGACCACUUUAAUUGUCAUUGUCGUCAUUGGCGGUGUCGGACUCGUGUCGAUCCUUGUCUUCAUUCUGAUCGUCAAAAAACGAAAACCAAGAAAAAGAACCUCAAGUCUUCUGUCCCUUGAAAGGUAUAAUGAAUCUAUGGGGAGAAAUAGCUACCUUACGCAAAAGAUGACAAAUGACUUUGAUACCGCGGGAAGUAAUGGUGAAAGCGUGGCCCGUUCACCUGAGACCUACCUGACUCCACAAUGGAUGACCUCGCCGCAGUCGGAUUCAUCUUUACGUCAAAUGAGAUCAGAGGGAAAUGAAUAUGCGAGUGUCGAUGAUCCAGCGAUCCUGAAAAUGAGCUCGCAGCGAAAAGAUAAUGGAAAAUUCCAGUUAAACGGUGGUUUCUCCAUGAGUCCACAACUUCCACGUCGAUCUUUUAACAACGUUGAUCCUCGAAGUGAUUACUUGACGAUGGGCAGGGAUUUAGAAGGUGCUUUUAAGUCACAAACGUCUUCAAGUGUGGAGAAUAAACUGUACCAAAAACCGACUGGCGAAGGUUUCGAAUUUACCCAGUACUUGACUGUUGGUGAUGAGAAUGAACGUGUAAACUUGGAGGUGCAAAGUGGUGGUUACAGUGAAGUCAACUAUCGGAAAAAGUCGGUACCAAAGUGAUGUCGCUUUUUAUCGCACGUUCUGUCAAACUGUAGACUGUACGUUGGUAAACUAGAUCCUUUUUUCACAAAUUAAACUUGUAGACUACGUAGAAAAUAUGUCAAGGGAAAAAGUUUUUUUUAAAUACUGUGGAAAGCCCAUUAUUGGUAAUAUCCUUGACAGAAACUGGACAUUAAGAAAAACAUUCAGAUGUUGGUAAUAUAAACAAAAUGUUCAUGACUUUUAAAGAUACAUGUAGGGAAAAAAUCACAGUUCAUAAAAUGUGAGAAUAACAUUUUUUUAUAAUUUAAUUUUUAGCACAUUUAAUUUGGAAAAAGAUUAAAUCCAUUUCGUAUAACAUAAGUUGCCUACGUCACAAUCAGAUACGUUAACAACGUAUUACUCUGCUUGACGUUACUUUUAAAAAUAUGCUCAAUUUGAAGCCUUAACUUUAGGAAAAUUUGUCUGAUUGUCUUCACUGAAAUAAAAUUAUAAGGAAUGAAGCUUAUUUUAACUUACCAGGUAUGUUAUACGAUAUAAUAGUUUACGUUUUUCUUUAAAUCGGUUGAUAAAAAAGGGUAAACUGCAAAAGUUAU